AUGGAAGACUACGGUCUCGGGGUGGUGCAAAAUUACCUGGAACUGAAUCCAGAAAACCAUCUGCCAGGACUAGACGAGAUGGACAUUGACAACCUCGACGAAUGGAUAGACUACGACGGCGGCAACGGCCCCCAGAUCGUGAACACUGGAGCCAUCAAUCUUUUCCCAAACGUUAUGGAUAACCCUGAAACCAUCGAUCCUCAGUUGCUAUUCAAUUGGGAUCCCAACCAGGCUGGAACCGCCACGUCCGGGUCAGUGAUUGAGAAUGAAUACAACCUAUACCCUCCACAACCCGAUGAUUCCGAGAUAUCAGGAGUACCUCCCCCUAACGUAAUUCCACCACCAGGGCCGCAACAGCCUCCACGGAUACCCGGUGACGUAAACCCCCAACCCCAAUCCGGGAGACCUCACGACUGGCUCCAAGGUAUCGGGCCGAACGGAAUACAGCCCCCCCAAGAUCCUACACCUAGCGCCGAGAAGCUGAUGAUCCCAGAACUCCCCCCUAUACCUAACGAGAAAAUGGAAGAAGUGGGGAGUAGGAGGGAAAACGAGGAUCAAGACUUCAUCGACUUCUAUCAGCGGCCUGAAUCGGACUGGCUACCCAGUUGGGGCGAAAUGGUCAUACGACGAGUCAACAGGGUUAGGAAACGAGGGGAGACGUUCCAAUAUAAAGAACGCACAACCGAAUUGGACCCUAACCUGACAUUCACUAGGGAGCAACUGGCCACUUUCCUUCGCGGCGAAGGGCAUCCCAACCCCCACCGGCGCCCGACCCUCUGGAUUCAAAACACGCCGACCAAGGUCAAUGAUUGGUACCUAAGUUCGCAGAAAUCAACCAGGUGCCGCUACGACGGCUGCCCUGCGAAGAAAAACACCAUAGCUCAGGGGUACUUCCGCAUAGCGUUCGAUGAGUUUUCUCACUACACCGGCGAGAGACUCAAUCCUUAUCACAACGCCGGGUACAUACAUUUGGACUGCUUCGAGGAGAUCUUUGACCUGGGUUACCUCAUCCACUUCGGCGCUGACCGCCUGCGUAUCCGCAUCCGGCCAGACACUCGAGAGUUUUACCUCCAAGACAGCAACCCAGCAUCGCUCACCCGUAACUACGAGUCCAUGAUAGACAUGUACGAUGAGUGGGUGGCCGGCCAGCGGGACCGCGCCCAACAGCUUGAGGCCAGGAACGCAGGGGUCAUCGCGUACACCGGGCUAGAACCUCCACUCAACCGACCGGGUAAUGAACAUGAGAACCGCCUCGGUUGCAAACUGACCGAUCACCACCUCUCUAAGCAGCCUAAGAUCAGGAAGAAAGUGCGGGACGAGCGCGGUGGGGUGACCAUUAGCGAUCACAGAGGCAGCCUGAGGAAACAGAUGAAGCUCAGGAGAGAAAAAAGAGAUGGCAACAAUCAUCGUACGCCCAGCACCCAGGGCACUCCAGCCCCUAGCAGCAACGGAAACGGAAGUGGAAGCGCAAGUCAGGAGGGGUCUCCCGAUCUGAUGCCAGGGGACGAACGCUUCCGCAUCCUGCUGAGGCGACGGAUGGAACCACUGCGACUGAGACAUGAACGAGAAACCCAGGAACUCGAACAGCGACAUACACAGGAACGCCAAGAACUCGAAAGGCAAAUUUUAGGCGAAUAUCAACAAGAGCAACAACAAUCUCAACUAGAGACACAACAGGGUCGAGGGAUGCAAAACAAGCGGCCGCGGCCAUCUAACGUAGACGGAGGCGAGAAAGAGGAAGAUGAAGACCAAGAACGGACUCCCAAGCGUCCCAGGUGA
Dichotomopilus funicola is the source of this 1779-nucleotide messenger RNA. RefSeq lists its product as uncharacterized. The record is from RefSeq and is a predicted model, not a curated record. Lineage: Eukaryota; Fungi; Ascomycota; Sordariomycetes; Sordariales; Chaetomiaceae. The coding region runs from base 1 to 1779 and encodes 592 amino acids. The transcript has a single exon.